Molecule: messenger RNA, 471 nt
Organism: Ostrinia nubilalis (European corn borer)
Lineage: Eukaryota; Metazoa; Arthropoda; Insecta; Lepidoptera; Crambidae
Exons: 2
Coding region: 1-471 (156 amino acids)
Source: RefSeq, a predicted model, not a curated record
AUGGAGCUCGACACCUGCGUCAACUUCCUCACGAAGCAAGGUGAGCCUUGUGUCUGCAGCAUAAGGCAGGUGUUCGCCUGGCAUCCUCCACGUGGCCACCAGCUGGCCGACGUCUACCGCAGCAUGGAGCUCGACACCUGCGUCAACUUCCUCACGAAGCAAGGUGAGCCUUGUGUCUGCAGCAUAAGGCAGGUGUUCGCCUGGCAUCCUCCACGUGGCCACCAGCUGGCCGACGUCUACCGCAGCAUGGAGCUCGACACCUGCGUCAACUUCCUCACGAAGCAAGGUGAGCCUUGUGUCUGCAGCAUAAGGCAGGUGUUCGCCUGGCAUCCUCCACGUGGCCACCAGCUGGCCGACGUCUACCGCAGCAUGGAGCUCGACACCUGCGUCAACUUCCUCACGAAGCAAGCUGUAUGGGCCCUCCGAGACGCCGGCUCUCAUGCAGUCCGCGAAGCCCUAUCAGCCUGCUAA